AGAUUCCCUUCGCCAAGAAUUUGAUCCCGAUUGUCCAUUGGUGAGAGGAUGCGUCUUUCAAAUUUGGUAUCCUUUCGAUAUCAACAAAUACAAAUGGAUAUGCGACACGUUCGAUAUAGUCACCGUAUUUUGUGGAAUGAUGCUUUUCUCAUAUUACAAAACAUUCCCUUUUUCGUUGAUCAUUUUUCUCCUCAGCCAAAUCAAUUUGCUGAAGUACUCCAUCAAACAUGUCAAUAAAGUUCGUAAUGGGUCUUCAAAUAAUUUGUAUAAUGACAAAAGGGAUAGUUUUAAGAUUAGAGAGUGUCUACAAAUGCAUCAACAUUGUAUAAAGCUCAUGCAUUGGAUACAAUAUUCGUUGAAAGAAAUAAUUCUUAUUCAAUAUUGUAGCUAUGUUUUGGAUACUGCAGCUUUCAUGAUACCUACAUUGACGGAAGAUUCUCUACAAAUGAAAAUUCGAUGUUUCGCAGGAUUUAUCAUGACCGUAAUACAAAUGUAUUUGUUUUUUUGGUUCGCCAAUGAAAUACGAGAAGAGAGCAUAUCUCUAUCGGAUAUAAUUUACAAUGAAAUAAAUUGGAUAAACUCCAAUGGGCGUGAAAAAAAGAUGUUGAUGAUCAUGAUGAUACGUUCGCAACAAAUGAUGUCUCUGAAAGCUGUAGCAAUAGGAGAAAUGUCUCUUCAUUCUUUUACAAAGGUAUGUAAUAUUGAUAACCAUUUAAAUAAAUUGAUAAAGGUCGUCUUAAUAGUUACAGGCCUUUUAUAA
This is a messenger RNA of Psylliodes chrysocephalus, 760 nucleotides long. The record is from the annotation of a GenBank genome assembly. NCBI's taxonomy places the organism in Eukaryota, Metazoa, Arthropoda, Insecta, Coleoptera, Chrysomelidae.